AUGAUUGGGCAACCUCGUCCUGAGGAGGGGCAGGCAACGCUUGUUCCCCCCUCCAGUAUGGAUAAAUCCAUUCAAGCAGAGGAUCCUGCUGAAGAAAAUGCAUAUACGACUACAGUCAAUACAGGGACAAAGCAACGCAGAAAAUGGGAACGAUAUUUCCUGUACUUUUUGACGCUGGGGGUGGCAAGCGCGUUGUUGUUUACUCUCGACUCUACAGUGCCGGAGACUGCAUCCCGCCGGCUGCCUUUGUAUAAAGACAGUGGAGUUUCUCGCGGGGCGUAUCUGAGUGUCACUUCUCCAGUCAUGCCUUCGAGCUCAAGAGUGGAACUUGAGCAGCAACAGCCAGCACCACAAGCCCAGGCAGACCCGGGAGAAAGUGACGAGGGCACGCCGCCUUCAUCUUCGGGAGGCACCGUACCUCCUUCGCGUCCUGAAGACCAACUGCUCGUUACCGACAUGUGGGGUCUGCCAAUGCUUGAUCAAUUUGAGAGGACGCUGCCUUUAGAUGCGAAGCGAGGUAAGGAGGAAAUUGCAGCCUUCCUUGCAAAAGGCCCUUUGACCGACGAUUUAGUAUCUUCAGAAGAACUCGACGAACUGUCCACUGUCGCCAGAAUAUUAUCUAAAGGUUCGUCAGACUCCCUGGUUGGAAUAACCAUACUUUUGGCGAACGUAAAGCCACUGCACUGGGGAGAGAAGGUCGGGCAUCUGCCCCGCCUCGUUCACAUAAAUGAAGUAAUAGGCAAAGGUUAUUCAGCCAUCGUGGUGGAAGUCGAGGAUACAGAUACCCAUGAUGUGUUUGCGAUGCGCAUUAUCCGGCAACCUGCAGAGGCUGCUCAGUGGUUUCAACAAGAUGAAUCUUUUAUUGCAGAGAUACAGCAGGAGCUUACCUUGGAGGAGGAGGGAGCGAGGCAGCUAUGCGGCGUCAUUCCAGCAAGUAUGGUGGCCUCAAAGAAGGGCGUUGCCGUUCCCUUGUACAGUGCGGAUAUUGCAGGUGCCCCCGAAGCCCAGCGUGUCGGCGAUCAUUUUAUCUUCUCACGCGUACAGUUAAUGGAAAGGUGCUCUGGGGCUUUUAUUGACCUUUAUAUUCGGGCUGAAAAAGUCGUGGAGAAAGCGCGUGAUUACAUAGCCCGCCGCUUGUUACAAAUUAUUCUCAAAUUUCAACAGGCAGGUCUCAGCCACAACGACCUAAAGUGGGACAACAUGCUGCUGCGCCCAGAUGGCACAUUGCUCAUCGCGGAUCUGGGUUCCGCCCUUCCGUUCGGAAGUCCAUGUAGGCAGCUUACAUUUUUUACACCGCAAUAUAGGGAGCCGCAGCUAGCAUUGCAGCAAGAUCCAGGAGCGUACGAGAGCGGGUUCACCAUCCCGCAAGCCAGCAGCGACUUGUGGUCCCUGGGAAUACUCCUGUACGAACUGUUUACAAAUGAAGUACAGCCAUACGGAGAAGUGGAAGGAAAUAGCGUGGAAGAUAAAGCGAUGCUUCUAGCGGAAUGGCUUAUUGAAAACCAAACCAGAUCAGCCUCUCUCGAACCCAGCUUAGAGGCUGCUAAUGUCCCAGACCGGUGGAUGCAACUUAUUCUAAGAUUGCUGGAGCCCAGUAGGUCGCAUAGAAUAACAGCCUGGGGUAUCGUAGAGGAAUUUCCCGACCUUGUACAUAAUCCACAAUAG
Molecule: messenger RNA, 1665 nt
Organism: Eimeria maxima
Lineage: Eukaryota; Apicomplexa; Conoidasida; Eucoccidiorida; Eimeriidae
Exons: 1
Coding region: 1-1665 (554 amino acids)
Biological process (GO): protein phosphorylation; mitotic DNA damage checkpoint signaling
Cellular component (GO): cytoplasm; nucleus
Molecular function (GO): protein serine/threonine kinase activity; ATP binding
Source: RefSeq, a predicted model, not a curated record